GACAAGUCAACGUAUGUAAUAAUCUAAACUUUCAGAUACAUAAUGUAUAGGCAUUGUAUAUAGAUGUAAUCAUAAUAUUCAUGAGACGUGGUAUCAGCAAGAACAGAAAAGAUAAGAUAAAAACAAUUGCGCGAGUAACGAACCCCAGUCGGGUAUUUGUUGAGAAAAUAACAAAAAAAAAGAACGAGAGAGAGAAGUAAGCACCACCCGUACUCAAAACUGUAUUUUUAGUUAAAAAGUGUCUAGGUGGGAUUUAUUUUAGACAAGGCGCCGUGGGAAUUCUUCAUAGUGAAGAGCGAUUUUAUAACUAAAAAUAAAACUAUUCAUGUGUUGUGACGAAAUGUGUUAUUGUGAAUCAUUUGGAGAUUAAUAUGCAUAAGAACGUUACGGUUUCGGAUCUUAAUGUAGAAAUCCACGGUAAAGGGAACAGUGUGAAAAAACAUUUGGUCGCUAAAGUUGGUAUUGUCGUUAUCGAAUUUUUCUUGGCAUCGCUGCUCUACUGUUACGGCGUAAUACUUUCCGAAUACUUCUCAGAUGACACCUACAACUACAGAGAUGGACUAUGGACGUCUAUCUUAUACGUUUGCAGUUGGAGCUUUACAGACCCCGUUGCCAGAUUUUGUCUGGAAUACUUUGAAGAUCGGAAGAACAUCUUCCAUCGAUACGUCAUCGGCGUUAGUACGGCGUUCCUAUUUAUCGCCGUAAUGGUUCCGGAUAAUGUGGUACUUUAUACUGUGCUUGGAGGUAUUCUCUCUAAAAUAAUCUCAACCCAGAUCAACUUAUUCGCCACAGAUAAGUUGGACAUUGAACCGAAAAUAUUCGAGGCCAUUCGACAAGUGGCCAGAGCCCUAAGUUUAUUCGUAAUGCCCCAAAGCAUUUGCUUGCUUGCUGCCAACCCAGAUUACGAUAUUAAUCAAGUGAAGUUGAUCUACGCCUCCAUUUUAUUGAACAUCAUCCCUGCAGCACUACUGGUCAAAUGUGAGGUUCGUAAGGGAGCCGGUGAGUUAUCCAGAUAUCAAACCAUUGGUCGUUUUGCUCAUCAAAUGAACGAAAUGAAGAGUUUCAAUUCCCAAGACGAAGAAGGAAAUAAGGGUGAAUCUAGUUCAGAGGAAGAAGAAGAAGAAGAAGAGGAGGAGGAGCCUGUAUUUGAAAUCGAGAGGAAGUAUUUCCCAGUGGAAAAUCACUUGCAAGAAACUCCUGAGCUGGUGGUAACCCAAGAGUUCCAUAGCAAUUUGUACCAAGGGAUACAGAACUUUGGGGCUACUGAGCAUUCCGUAAGUGAUUUGGACGUGCCCACUAUGCACUUAUCACCAGUUAACGUGCAGUCGUACUUUUUGAAUGUUGGUGUCAACAUAUUACCUGGAAUACCCGAGGAGAAUGAAGAAGACUAUUCAGACAACGAUAUCAACCAGAUCAACCUUAAGCGCCUUAGCGUGAUCAGCAGUAAACUGGAAGAGCUAAACAUCCAGGACCAAAUCAGACGUGACAGCGUCAAAGAGGUCUUUAGCAUCAAUGAGGUGAUAAACGAAAUCGAAAACAAACCGGAAUCGAUCAGUAAGAUCGAGUACAUCCCGAACUUCAAAGAGGCAGACGUUCGGAUAUCCGUUCUGGACGAGCUAAAGAACUUCCAAAAAUCCAGACGCUGUUUCCAUUGCUCCCCGUACAAAAAAUACAUAUGGACGAGACGGCUGAGGGUGAUCAAAGACUUCUUUCACGAUAACUUCUUGCGGCCUCUUUAUCACGCUUUAAAAAAUUUGUAUUUUUAUCCCUCUUUAAGUACCAAAGUGAUCACGGACUCGGUGUCUACGCUCUACAUUACCCUGGCUCCGUUCAUGGCUCUACAGCACUCUUGGAAGCAGCACGUGCUCUUUUCUACCGAAAACGUCACUUUUUUGCUCACUUAUGUGGCGUUCGCGUGGUGUUUCUUUUUGGUGGGGAUGCCCCUGGUGCUGAGACUGAACCACAGUAAAAUCCGGAUGGUGUUUGGGUUCGGGUUGCUUGUGAGCGGCACUGGAUUAUGGAUAUUAUCCAACAAGCCGACCAAUGACGUAAUAACAAUCAGCAGCCUACUCUUCGGAUUCGGUUACGGGAUAAUCAGCUAUACCGAGAAGAUCGUUUAUAGGACGUCGAUCGGGAUGAGGCCGUGGUACCUGGUCAGAGGUACCCUGGAAGUACUCUCCGCCAUAUUUAUUUUAGUUAUUUAUUAUGUUUUUUAUUUAAAUACGACAAACUUAAAUUUGCUCCUUUUUUUGGCGGCGAUGUCGUACUAUUUUAACGCGUUCCUGUGGGUGUGUUUGCCAUUUUUUAAGUAUUUUAUCAGUAUUGUUAAAAGGGUGGUUUUCGACGAGAGGAGCCAACAAGAACAAGGGUUUUUCCAUUAAAACUGUAUUGAAGUUUGUGAUAAAUAUAUGAUUGUUUAUUAUAAAUGUA
Molecule: messenger RNA, 2430 nt
Organism: Anthonomus grandis grandis
Lineage: Eukaryota; Metazoa; Arthropoda; Insecta; Coleoptera; Curculionidae
Exons: 7
Coding region: 372-2381 (669 amino acids)
Biological process (GO): monocarboxylic acid transport
Molecular function (GO): monocarboxylic acid transmembrane transporter activity
Source: RefSeq, a predicted model, not a curated record